Ostreococcus lucimarinus CCE9901 is the source of this 465-nucleotide messenger RNA. RefSeq lists its product with no specific name. The record is from RefSeq and is a predicted model, not a curated record. Gene Ontology annotation, biological process: C-terminal protein lipidation; nucleophagy; autophagy of mitochondrion. The transcript has a single exon. Gene Ontology annotation, cellular component: Atg12-Atg5-Atg16 complex; cytoplasm; phagophore assembly site membrane. NCBI's taxonomy places the organism in Eukaryota, Viridiplantae, Chlorophyta, Mamiellophyceae, Mamiellales, Bathycoccaceae. The coding region runs from base 1 to 465 and encodes 154 amino acids.
AUGGAGCGGGAGUGUCGACACGCGUUUUUCAACGGGUUGAAGGAGGCGACGUACGCCACGCGGGCGAGCGCGGCGAGGGCGAUGACGAUGUCGAGCGAGGACGCGGAUGCGAUGUGGGACGCGGUGGUGCGCGGGGACGCAGACACGCUGCGCAGGGCGGAGAAAGUAGGGGACGCGGUGCGAGAGGGGAGGAAGCGAGCGGUGGUGCCCGUGCGAGUGUACGAGACGCGAGGCGACGAUUUCGCGAACGCGACGUUCGCGAGCGCGCCGGCGAGCGUUGAGCGGCGAGGGACGACGGUGGGGGACGCGUUGCGCGCAUUCGGUGUGGACGUAGACGCCGUUGAAAUCGUGCUCGCGCAAGGCGUCGAGGUUGGGUUAGAUUUUGAUUUAGAGCAAACGUACGAGGCGCUGCGGCAUGCGGACGCGUUUCUGUACCUCGUGGCGCACGUCGCCUCCACUUUGUAA